AUGACCAUCUCCGACUUCAGGCUCAAAGGGCUACUAUCCUUCGCUCUUGCGGCACACCACAUUCUACACCUCACGCUCCCUACCAUCACUGGCAUUGAGAUGCUCCUCCUCUGCGCCUAUGUCCUCAUCUGGGCCUCGAAACCCCACGUUCGCGCCUCGACUGCCGCGAUCGCUCGCCACCUAGAACGCUACGCCCUGGCAACACUUCCUGCCAAAGUCGUCCACCGCUGCAACCGUCUCAUAGACUGCUCAUUCUAUGUGCUUCUCUGGGUUAUCAUCUGGGGUCCCACUUCUGGGCUGCCUAUGUUUUUGCGGUCGGCCUGGUGGUCUAUUGGUACGGUCUUCACCGUCUGCUACGUCUCGGCAAGCCUUAGCGGAUUCCUCUGGGUGCCUGCCUUGUGCUACGUCGGCCAUCCCAGCUACAACAUGCUGCAACGCGCCGCGAAGAUAGGAACGAUGGCUUUCCGCUGGACGGGCGGGAAGGUUCGCUCUCUGUUCAAGUCCUUUCAAUCAGCUGCGGUAUUCAGCUACACUUACGUUCAACAACAUCGUCCUACACUGUCCGACGCGAAGAUCUGGACCAUUACUGCGAUGACUCCUCUGCGGGCUUGUCUUCGCUGGGCUGCCGCCGUGAUUACUAUCCUCGACGCUGGCGGUCGUUCUACGAUCGCCGCCAUUCUCCGCGCUACUUCAACUGUCGUCCGUAUCGGGGGCCGCGUGUGUAGCAAGAUCCUCGAAGUAACUGCCCGGAUGCAUGCCGCGACUAUGGACAUGAUUUCGCGGAUGCACUCCACGGCCGUCCACGUCGCGUUGCAGAUGUACACCAAAGCCGCCACCGAUUGCAAGGCAGCUGCUUCCUGGGCCUCGUUGCAGACCACCGAGGCAUGCUCGACGGCGCACCGCCUCUCGCACCGGCUUUUGCGCGCCUCAGUCAAGACGGCUGCGUUCUUCCGGAAGGAGCCUGGCACCGUCGAGUGCAUCAUCGCAUCUACCUCGCAGAUCCUCGAGGGUCUAGGGAUGGCGUCGGACGUCCUUGCCCUGGUUCCGUUCGCCGUCCUGGGUGAUGAGAUUACGCUGAGGUCAGGUCCGACCCUCCACGUCGCGGACGCUGUCAAGGCCACAGUGGACAUCGCACUCGUCGCGCCUUUCCAAGCCAGCAGCAACGACAUUGAAGCUGACGGACAUUGCGAGGCAGCCGCCCUCGAGCAUAUCGAAAACGAGGAUACAGCCGCAAACAUGCGCGACGCCGCCCAGCCCGCCAGCAAGGAUACGCUCUCCGCUCAGCAGCCUUUCGACGACGAUAUCGACGAUGAUCUAGAUGCGCUCAUCCGCAGCCUCGCGACCCUCGUUCUUUCGGACCCAGAGGAGCAGCCCACUACUUGGUCCCUGGGUCCAUGUGUCUCGCUUCGGAUCCCCGCUUCGACCUCGGCGGAGUCCAACUGCUUCGACUUCGCAUCCCCUCCCCGCCAGGCACCAACCUCGUUCGCGUACCCCAUGGGGGUGGCCAAGGAUCGCGCUUCUUCGUCAAAUGACAGCUUCGACACCACGCUCUGCGGCGACUCCUGUUCCUCCCUCGGUCGCAUCCUCGACUCCAAACUUCAUGAGCAGGCUUCAAGCAACUCGACGCUCGCUAUGACGGAGGAGGUUGCCCGAGGAGCUGCAACGCCGCAGAAGGCGCGCGAGCAGCCGAAAUACCUAGGCGCGCAUAAGCAUCGACAGACGCAGCAGGAUCUCGCGCGAGGGGCAUGCAGGGCUGAGGAGGUACGCGUGGUGGUCGACACAUCCGCGGCGAAGCAAAUCGCCUGGAGGGCCCUGCUGACGUAUGGGCGCAGGUAUUCGUCAUCGACGCUUCAGCAGUGGGUGUUGGGCUAUCGCUGGUCGGGCCCCGCGCGCACAUAG
This is a messenger RNA of Trametes versicolor FP-101664 SS1, 1899 nucleotides long. RefSeq lists its product as uncharacterized. The coding region runs from base 1 to 1899 and encodes 632 amino acids. The transcript is spliced from 3 exons. NCBI's taxonomy places the organism in Eukaryota, Fungi, Basidiomycota, Agaricomycetes, Polyporales, Polyporaceae. The record is from RefSeq and is a predicted model, not a curated record.